AUGGAUGCGCUCAGCCCUGGCCGGGGUAACAACACCACCUCGUCCGAGGGUCCCUUCGGGGUAAGCGGCAACGCUACUGGCAUCUCCGACGUGACCUUCAGCUACCAAGUGAUCACCUCGCUGCUGCUGGGCACGCUCAUCUUCUGCGCUGUGUUGGGCAAUGCAUGUGUGGUGGCCGCCAUCGCCCUGGAGCGCUCCCUGCAGAACGUAGCCAACUAUCUCAUCGGCUCGCUGGCGGUCACCGACCUCAUGGUUUCGGUGUUGGUGCUGCCCAUGGCCGCGCUCUACCAAGUGCUCAACAAGUGGACGCUGGGUCAGGUCACCUGCGACUUGUUCAUCGCGCUCGACGUGCUGUGUUGCACCUCGUCCAUCCUGCACUUGUGCGCCAUCGCGCUGGACAGGUACUGGGCCAUCACUGACCCCAUAGACUACGUGAACAAGCGGACACCCAGGCGCGCCGCAGCGCUGAUCUCGCUCACUUGGCUUAUUGGCUUCCUCAUCUCCAUCCCGCCCAUGCUGGGCUGGCGAACCCCGGAAGACCGCUCGGACCCCGACGCGUGCACCAUCAGCAAGGACCACGGCUACACCAUUUACUCCACCUUUGGCGCCUUUUACAUCCCGCUGCUGCUCAUGCUGGUUCUCUAUGGGCGCAUCUUCCGAGCUGCGCGUUUCCGCAUCCGUAAGACUGUUAAAAAGGUGGAGAAGAAGGCAGCGGACACUCGCUUUGCGGCCUCCCCGGCUCCGCAGCCCAAGAAGAGCGUGAAUGGCGAACCUGGGAGCAGAGAUUGGAGGCGGGGCGUGGAGAACAAGACAGCGGGGGCUCUGUGUGCCAACGGCGCGGUGAGGCAGGGCGACGACGGCGCCGCGCUGGAAGUGAUUGAGGUGCACUGCGUGGGCAACUCCAAAGAGCACCUGCCCCUGCCCAGCGAGGCCAGUGCGGCCCCCAGCCUCUCCGCCUCUUUUGAGAGGAAAAAUGAGCGCAAUGCUGAGGCGAAGCGCAAGAUGGCCCUGGCCCGGGAGAGGAAGACGGUAAAGACGCUGGGCAUCAUCAUGGGCACCUUUAUCCUCUGCUGGUUGCCCUUCUUCAUCGUGGCCCUAGUCUUACCCUUCUGCGAGAGCAGCUGCCACAUGCCCACUCUGUUGGGCGCCGUAAUCAACUGGCUGGGCUACUCCAACUCCCUGCUCAACCCUAUCAUCUAUGCGUACUUCAACAAGGACUUCCAAAACGCGUUUAAGAAGAUCAUCAAGUGCAAGUUCUGUCGCCGAUGAUGGAGGUGUAGAUGGCGAGUAGGGGAAACGGGACCCUUCCCACCUAUUCUUCCUCUCUCAACUCCCCUGGAACCAAUACCCACUAUAAUAACUUGCAAUUUUUCCCCUGACUUUUUUCAGCUGCUCCGGGGCGGCUUCACAGCCUUGUCCCCUCCCCCACACCCCCUGCCCGGGGGAGGACCCUCUGUGAGGCUGCAGCUGCCAUGAAGGAGGGCU
Messenger RNA from Choloepus didactylus (southern two-toed sloth), 1485 nucleotides. It is a transcript of the gene HTR1A, whose product is annotated as 5-hydroxytryptamine receptor 1A. Lineage: Eukaryota; Metazoa; Chordata; Mammalia; Pilosa; Megalonychidae. The record is from RefSeq and is a predicted model, not a curated record. Gene Ontology annotation, molecular function: G protein-coupled serotonin receptor activity. The transcript has a single exon. Gene Ontology annotation, cellular component: plasma membrane. Bases 1 to 1269 code for a protein of 422 amino acids. Gene Ontology annotation, biological process: regulation of hormone secretion; adenylate cyclase-activating adrenergic receptor signaling pathway; regulation of behavior.